Naegleria lovaniensis is the source of this 2016-nucleotide messenger RNA. RefSeq lists its product as uncharacterized. The coding region runs from base 1 to 2016 and encodes 671 amino acids. The record is from RefSeq and is a predicted model, not a curated record. Gene Ontology annotation, biological process: mRNA catabolic process; negative regulation of translation. The transcript is spliced from 2 exons. NCBI's taxonomy places the organism in Eukaryota, Heterolobosea, Eutetramitea, Acrasida, Naegleriidae. Gene Ontology annotation, cellular component: CCR4-NOT complex.
AUGUACCACUUCAACAAGAAAGAAUAUGAAUCGUGUAUUGAAAAUUUAAACAAAUUAUUGAAAAAUACAACCAACACAACGGAAAUAUUCAAAAUUAAACAUAAUAUGGCCAUCACCAAAUAUUUAUGCGAGAUCAAUAGUAGUAAUUUAUACAAUGAAUUUUCCGAAGAAAAAUUACUCUUAGAAUUGGAAGAAAUCAAACAAUCUACAAAAAAACAUUCCAAUCAUCAAUUUCCUAUUUUAAUUUAUAAUCAAGCCGUGUUAUACUACAAAAAAGAAAAGUAUAAAAAAGUGUUAGAGUUAUUAGAACCGUUAUUUGAGAGUUUAGAUCUGAACGAUCAACACACAACUCAGUUAUUGAAAUAUGAUGAAUUUUUAGUUUUGAAAAUAUGCUUUUUAUUAUUAGACAUUUAUAUUGAUGUCAUGAAGUGCGUUGAAAAGACACUGAUUGUUAUCAAAUAUAUUGAUAAUAACUUUCAGUCCAUCAUUCAAAGCUCUAUUCCAUCUCUCCCUCAAUUGAACAUUACAGAGCUUUCAAUCACAGAAUCUAAAUUCAACAUUUUCUACUACAAGUCUAAAAUAUCUGUUCUAAGAAAGGAGAGUUGGAGUACAACACUUGAAUAUAUAAACUCUGCCAAUCAGAUUAUUAAAAAUGCUAUUGCAAAGGAUAACGAAAACAAAUAUAUUAACGAUUUGAUGGCAACUAAAUUAUGUCUAUUGGAUUGUUUUUUAAAAAUUACCAAGAAAUCAAACAAUGAAGAAACUUUCUCACAAAUGAUGAAAGAAUGUAUUGAAAUUUUGGGACAACACAGAGGGAGACUUUCACCAGUGGUUUAUUUUAAUAACCUUGGUUGUUUGUUUCUGCAUAUGGACAACAAGGAGCCAUCAAUAAUGUCUCAAUUUUAUUUUUCAAAGGCCUCACAAAGUGGAAACGCUCAAGCUCAAUACAAUCUCGCCUUUCAAUUACUUUUGAGAGAAUCUAAAAACAUUGAACAAGUUGCUAGAUGUCUCUCGCAAAACAAUCCAUUCCUUGAGCCCUAUGAACUCUUCCACAAAGCAUCUCUAUCAAUGUAUGACAAUCCAUAUAUUUGGAUUCGAAUGGGUGAAUGUAUUUUGUGUGAAAAUCAAAGACUACUCAAGAAAGAUAUUCAUGAAGCGUUUCAACAAAUGACAAAUAGUCUAUCUAAUAGUCCAACUGUUUCAUUGCCUGUUCUGGGAAAUCAGUUAGGAGUGAAGAAGUUUUCAACCCAAAAAGAAUUUGUUCAAACACACGAAGAUUUAAUAAUGAAGCAAAACAAAUAUCAUUUAGAAUUACUGAAUGACAGAUUCACUCCGAAAGUCCUUGAAGAAAUGUCAUUGGAAAUGGCAGAAAAAUGUUUUCACAAUGCCCUCAGUAUUUUACAAACGAUGAUUAAUGAAUUUAAAAAACGAUAUCAAAUGGGAGAGAACGUUACUAAUGAGGAUCAUUACCAAGUUUCAUUCUUUGUGCGAUUACAACAAGCUCUAAUGAAUGUUACCCUGAAAUUGGCCUAUGUUUCACUCGCAUUAGACAAUCCACUGUUAUCACUCUCCCAUUGCAAAACCAUCUUAUCCCUUUCCUUGGCGUAUUCCAAUAAUACUUCUAUAUCCAUAGGAAUAUGUCCCAUUCAAUAUACUAUUAUUGCUUUAUGUUAUGCAUUUGAAGCAUUGACGACGACCGAUCAAUCUGAAAAGAUUUUUCAAUUGAUUUCACCUCAACAAUUGCAAACACUAUUGUCAUAUUUGCAACAACAGCAAGAUAAUUCCACGUUACAAUUUGGUCUCUUAUUGAAUUUAGCAGUCAUACAUGUGAUUCAAGGAAAUUAUGAAAAAGCUCAACAAACGCUGAAUCAUAUCACGAGCGACCCUCAAACGUUGCACUCUGAAGUGAAACCUUAUUUUUAUUUGAUACAACUCUAUGUAUUGAUCGUGGAGGGUAAAACAAAACAAGCUUUGGAAUUGAUUGCAAAUUCGUUUGGCCAUCUGCGCCAAUUCUAA